CAAAGAUAUACUGUCAAUACAUGUCAAAAUUUCCAAAUUGACCUCAAUGAAUCUUCAAAGAAUUUUUAUCCCAACAUAGCAGUUAACGAGGUUUACUUUGUCUCAAAACAUAACACAUAAAUUAGGUAAAACCAUGACUUCCUUCGUACAAAAAAGAAACCGGAUGUGGACGGAGCGUCCAGAAUAUGUGAGACCAAUAAGAAGACGCUCUGAAUCUCGACUAAAAACGUACCCGUCCGCCACAGAUGUAAGAACUUGGUGUGAUACUGUGGAAGAUCGCAGACAACAUAUAAUUGAGCUUAUGUUAAAGGAUAUUGAAAAGUGUGGGCUCAAGCUAAUACCAUUUGAUGUCUUAAUGAAGAUGCUUUUUGCUAUAGCUCAUGGUGAACAAAUUAGCGCAACAACCGGUCUUCUAAAAGAAGGACAAGAAUUAAUAUCAGACGAUGGCAAUGAAUGUGUGGCAGCUCAAAGACAUCAAGCAGAGGAACAUGAAAUACAAGAAUUAAUAAAAGGAACAAUACAAAAUGAACUAGAUGUACAACCAACUAUUCAAACAAAGAUGCAGGGGCCUGGAAAAAUGGUAACAAGAAUUAAAGGUUUAAAACCUGGCUUUCAAGUAAUAGAUGACCCCACGACCGCAACUCGUAUUUCCAUCAAACCUGUAAAAGAAGAUUCACUAAAGGCAGUUACAUCAAAGAAAACUGCGCCACUUCAACAGGUACCAUCGCAAAAGACAUAUAGGACUAGUGCCACAAUAGCAAUUACUGAUGUAGUUAAAACAAAAGGUGGUGAUGUAAAUCCAGAUAAAUACGCGGCACUGGAGGCUUUGUGCAAGGAACAAAAAGAUAAAAUUGAAGCUCUUACAAAAGAACGAGAUGAUCUUAAGAAGAAAUUGGACGCGUGCUUAAAAGAACUAGAAAAUUUCAAGAAAUUACAAACGAUAGCAAAUCCGUCACUGCCUGUCUCAUGUCAGCAAGAAAUCGAAGCCUUAGAAGCGGAAAUUAGAAUAAUGAGAAGCGGAAAUCCCUCGCCAGAAGAAGAGGCAGAAAUUAUAAAAAAAGAAAUAGAAAUUCUAAAGCGUUACUGUAGCAAACUAAAAGAUGUAGAAAAUGAAAACGAAAAAUUAAAAGUUGAAUUAGGGAGUAGAGUUGCUAUUAAAGAUAGUGAAUAUGAAGCGGAAAAUAGUAAAAUAAGCACUUUAAAGGAUAAAUUAAAGCAUUUAGAAGAGCUUACGCAGGAAAGAGAUACACUUGCUGAUAAAGUUAUUACGUUAGAAAAGCGCCUAGCCCAAUAUAAAGACCUACCAGAUAACAUUGAGGAAUUAAAGAACAAGGCUAAAAUGCUGGAUAGUGUUAUGCAAGAAAGAGAUAAUUUGAGUCAAAAAGUGAAAAUGAUGAAAUCCAUGGAAGAAGAGCUGCAGAAAUUUAGGGGCAAAGCUGAUAGGGUUGACGACUUAGAAAGAGAAUUAAGAAGGAUGUCUAAGGGCGAUAGCAAUUCAGGACUUGAACUAAGAAAGAGUCAAUCAAGAGCUGGUAGUUUAGAAAACGAACUAAGCAAUGUGAAGAGCGAAAAGGAUGCUAUGAGAAAACGAAUUGACAGUUUGAAAAAAGAACUGGAUGUUCAAAAAGCCAAGGCCACUGAAGCUGAGAUGUUACGACUAGAACGUGACCGUUUACAGAUAAAACUUAACGAAUUGUCGGAUAUCCAGAGCCAAUCAGAUGAAAUGCUAAAUAAAAUGAAGGUAUUCGAUAAUAUCAAGGCAGAGAGGGACAUGUACAAACAAAAAUAUGAAGAUGUCUUGGACAUGGAAUGUAAAUGUGAACUGCUUAAGGCUCAAGUUGAUGAAGCGAAAACAGUAAGUCGUGAGAGGGACCAUUUACAAAAACAAGUGCAAGAUUUAGAAGCCUGCAUAUGCGAGCAAGAGGAUGAAAUUAAAUCUUUAGUUAUACAAGUUGAUGAUAUGUCGAGAACAAGGGAAGAAACGAGUCGCCUCUCUGUAACGCAAAAUCAAAGCAUUAACAGUCGAAUAAAAGAACUUGAAAAAUUGCUUCAUAAUGCGGAACAUGUUAUCAUCCAAAAAGACUGUCACAUUAAAUGCUUAGAAAACGAAUUGCAAAGUCAAACUGGGUGUUUGAGCGUAAGUAAAAACCUGAACAGAAGAGAAAUGGAUACCGUAGAGAUGAUGCGAAAAGAAUUGGAAACGGCCAAGGAGGAGAAUAGACGUCUACAAGAUAUCGCAAAUAAAAUGCUACAAGUUAACGGAGAUGAUCAUGUAAAAAGAAUGCUGAAACAGUCUGAAUGUGCUGUCAAAAGAGUGGUGCAGGAAUUAGGGAAGCAAUAUAAGGAGUGGGAUCAUAUUAGAAUGCAAAAUCCUAAAGGGAAAUUGGCCACCCAACAAAAUAAAUGCGUGUGUCGUAAACCUUCAGGUAUCUAACUAAAAGUUAGUGUACUUCUUGUAGUAAUAAAUUAUGUUGUUUCGAUAAAGAAA
Messenger RNA from Anthonomus grandis grandis, 2488 nucleotides. RefSeq names its product myosin heavy chain, clone 203-like. NCBI's taxonomy places the organism in Eukaryota, Metazoa, Arthropoda, Insecta, Coleoptera, Curculionidae. Bases 134 to 2434 code for a protein of 766 amino acids. The transcript is spliced from 9 exons. The record is from RefSeq and is a predicted model, not a curated record.